Molecule: messenger RNA, 456 nt
Organism: Lodderomyces margitis
Lineage: Eukaryota; Fungi; Ascomycota; Pichiomycetes; Serinales; Debaryomycetaceae
Gene: GIM5
Product: Gim5p
Exons: 1
Coding region: 1-456 (151 amino acids)
Biological process (GO): protein folding; regulation of DNA-templated transcription
Cellular component (GO): prefoldin complex; cytoplasm
Source: RefSeq, a predicted model, not a curated record
AUGUCGCAGCCUCAAAAGAUAGACCUAAACUCACUUCCGCCACAACAGUUGGUGGAGCUUCGUAAAAACAUUGAUCAGGAAAUUAACCAUUUCACGCAAUCCUUGCAAGCUUUGCAAACAGCGCAGUUAAAAUUGAAAGAUUGUAUAACGAGUAUUAACAAUCUAGAGAAAUCCAAAGCCGACGAAAUGUUGAUACCAUUGUCAAGCUCAUUAUAUAUACCUGGUAAAGCGGUUACUAAGCAAGAUUAUUUGGUGGACAUUGGUACAGGGUACUAUGUUGAAAAAAAGGCAGAAGAUGCUAAAAAGGUGUACGAUACAAAGAUAAAAAAGCUUGACGACGAUGCAAAGAAAUUAAAAGAUAUACUAGUUCAAAAGAAUGAGUUGUUAAAUGGUCUCAAUUUGAUUUUGAGAAGAAAAGUGAUCGAAAUGGAAAAGGAACAAGAAACCAAAGCCUAA